Molecule: messenger RNA, 921 nt
Organism: Gekko japonicus
Lineage: Eukaryota; Metazoa; Chordata; Lepidosauria; Squamata; Gekkonidae
Product: cAMP-specific 3',5'-cyclic phosphodiesterase 4D-like
Exons: 5
Coding region: 283-921 (212 amino acids)
Source: RefSeq, a predicted model, not a curated record
UGGCUGGUCUUUGGCUAGAAGAGGAGUGGCGAUGUCUAACAGGCUCACUGGAGGAGUUUGCUUUAUUAUUUUCCCCCCACUGCUGUUCAUUAUCUGUGCACUCUGAGGGGAGGAAAAACCAUGCAGAAAUCAGAACAGGCUGAAUCAGAGUUGAAGCUCUGCGCGGUGGCUCAGAGUCAGGAAUGAUAAGCUAAAGAACUCUCUCUAUAUAUAUUUUAAAGCUGCAAAAGGAAAUAUCAUAUUGCAUUAUAGAAACUUCCCUAAUAUAGUUGCUUUGGGAACAUGGAUCAGCAAACAACAAGCCCAGACACUUUGACUGUACCUGAAGUGGAUAAUCCGCAUUGUCAGAACCCAUGGCUCAACGAGGAUCUUGUGAAGACACUGCGGGAAAACCUGUUGCAGCAUGAAAAGCUCAGGACGUCCAGGAAGUCUUCUUCCAUCUCUCCUAAACUGUCACCGGUCAUUUCUCCCAGGAAUUCUCCAAGGCUUUUGCGCAGGAUGCUUUUGAACAGCAACAUACCGAAACAGCGGCGGUUCACUGUGGCACAUACCUGUUUUGACGUCGACAAUGGCACCUCAUCGGGACGGAGUCCCUUGGAUCCCAUGACGAGCCCAGGCUCAGGGCUGAUUCUCCAGGCUAACUUUGUUCACAGUCAACGUAGAGAAUCCUUUCUCUACCGGUCAGACAGCGAUUAUGACCUCUCUCCAAAGUCCAUGUCCAGGAACUCCUCCAUUGCCAGUGAUAUACAUGGAGAUGACUUGAUUGUGACACCAUUUGCUCAGGUGCUGGCCAGCUUACGUACUGUACGGAAUAAUUUUGCUGCAUUAACCAAUUUACAGGAUCGAGCACCCAGCAAACGGUCACCCAUGUGUAACCAACCAUCCAUCAACAAAGCAACCAUAACAGGUAAGACAGAUUAA